Molecule: messenger RNA, 3539 nt
Organism: Eleginops maclovinus (Patagonian blennie)
Lineage: Eukaryota; Metazoa; Chordata; Actinopteri; Perciformes; Eleginopidae
Gene: rab33ba
Product: RAB33B, member RAS oncogene family a
Exons: 2
Coding region: 242-961 (239 amino acids)
Biological process (GO): Rab protein signal transduction; regulation of exocytosis
Molecular function (GO): GTP binding; GTPase activity
Source: RefSeq, a predicted model, not a curated record
GUUGGACAUCAUGUACGUGGCUUCACAGCUGAGGACUGGCAGGGUUUGUUUACAGAGAGAUGAAUGUACUGUUUGUAUAUUGAACGUGGAGUACAUGCUGUGUGUUCUCUAAGUUUAGCUGUUCUCGACAAGCCUUUUAUUGACUGGCGACACAGCAGUGGGAUCGGGAGCGGAGCUGUGACGUUUACUUCUUGAAGCAGCAGCUGUAAACAAGCUUUCUGCCCCGGCCUGCUGGACUGAUAUGGCGGAGAGCGGGUCCUCGGUUGAAUUUUCCGGCACUCUGACGAGCUCGAAUCUUCCGCCGGCGAGGACCCGCAUCUUCAAAAUAAUCGUGAUCGGGGACUCUGGUGUCGGGAAGACCUGCCUCACGUACCGCUUCUGUGCAGGGAGGUUCCCCGAGAAGACUGAGGCCACGAUCGGGGUGGACUUCAGGGAGAGGCUGGUGGAGAUUGACGGAGAGAAAAUCAAGAUCCAGCUGUGGGACACUGCGGGUCAGGAGCGCUUCAGGAAGUCCAUGGUGCAGCACUACUACCGCAACGUGCACGCCGUGGUCUUCGUCUACGAUGUCACCAACGCCGCCAGCUUCCGCAGCCUCCCGGCCUGGAUAGAGGAGUGUAAGCAGCACGCUCUGGGCACGGAGGUACCCAGGAUCCUCGUGGGGAACAAGUGUGACCUCCAGGACUCGGUCCAGGUGGGCACAGACGUGGCGCAGCAGUUUGCAGACACCCACUCCAUGCCCCUGUUCGAGACGUCCGCGAAAAACCCAAACAGUCAGGAAGACGGAGGAAACAGUGACCAUGUGGAGGCCAUUUUUAUGACGGUGGCACACAAGCUUAAGUCUCAGAAGCCUCUGGUUCUGAGCCAGCCCCCUGUGGGUUCAGGGGGUACCGUCAACCUGAGCAAGGGGGGGACAGACGGUGGAGAGGGGUCGAGGAGCUGGGGCUGCAGCGGUGGCUGCUGAGAAAGGGGGAGAACUGCAGGGCUGCACAACACCAUGAAGAUUGCAUCGUGUGGAGGUCUAUAAAGGGAGAGCGGAUGCUGCACACACAGAAGAGGACCAUUCACAUGCCUGUGAUUUACUUUAUAAGUGCUUGUCAGUGUAUGAUUGUUUUGGAAUGCCAAAAUCUAUGAUAUGUCCAUGGGAGUGAUCCUGAACAAACUGCCCAAAAAUCAGAUUCUUAAUCGGUCCUUUUUCCCUUUGGUAAUAAAUCACAUUCUAAACCUGCGCCACUGAGGUGUUCAUGGCAUUGAUCAAUAAGGGAGAUGCUCUGGGUGCAAAUGAAUGCAAUCCAUUAGCUUUGAACUCAGCCGUCUCAUUAAAGGUGCCUGCAGUUUUAAUAUGUUUACAUUCUGCGUAGAUCUUUAAAACACAUUGGAGAAGUUCUAUCUGUAUGUUCUAAUUUCCUAUAUUUGAAAUACCAACUGAAAAUAAAUUAGGGCUGUCAACAUCAGCGCAUUAACACUCACGAUGAAUCUGGAGACCUUAAAUGAGUUUUAAAAACGAUUAACGUAUAUUAACACUGACUUCCUCCCAUAAUUCCAGCGUGGAUGUUUACCAUGGAUUGAUUAAUGUGUGUACGUUUCCAGAUGAAUCAAAAGCAUUAACACUGACAGCCCUAAUAUAUACUAAUAUAAAAUAACAAUAUUCACCUGGGUAAGAUGCAACGUGCUGUGUGCAUCAGCCAUAGGUUUAAUAUAAAUAUAAGUUUCCUAUUGUUUAAUAUCGCCCAGUAAAGGGGGGCGUUGGGGGGUUUCAGACAGUUAAUUAUACUUUUUUUAUAUAAAAAGAAAAAACAGGGUUAAACUGGAGUAUGAGGGUGUGAAAAUAUAUUUCAAAACUAAUUAUAUGCCAAAAUUAAAUCAAAUUUCAUGCUUUGGAGGCCCAGGACUUGCAUGCCAAUGAACACGAAGCUAGAAAAUGCUUGCCUAAUUUCACAUAUAUUCUGUCCGGAAACUGAUAACGACUUCUCUCUGCAUUCCAUUAGUCUUUGUUUGCAUAGUCCAAGCACAAGCUCAUCACCCUGUUGAUUAUUACGCAGGUGUGUUAUAAGAUUGUAUUUGUUAAGGGGAGUCAGGUUUGAAUGAAAACAUGUUUUCCUAACAUACAAUGUGAUUGGUCCAUGUCGUUAUUGGGAGAGCUGUAACUGUGCUAGCCCUGGUGGCUAGGGUAUUAGCUCCAUAACAAGUUAUGUUAUUGUAAGAGUUCAUUUUACAGUUAAGGUGAAUCCUUAAAAUCCUACCUGUAUAAAAAGGAGGAGGAAGUGUCACUGCAAAUUGUCUGAAAGAGUCAUGAAACAGGAUGAAAAGGGAACCCGUUCAAAUUAAUAUCAAGAGAAUGGGUUAGCUGUAUUUGCCUGUUCCCUCCUCUGUAUAUGAAUGCUGUGAAAUAGAGCGGUGCAGGAGUCCAACAACCUGGGAAUGAGUUAGCAUUUUAGCACUUCCAGUUGCAUCAUUCCAAAGAUAACGCUUUGUUUUUACAUGUUUGUGGUUAGAAGUCUCAAAUGAGGUCUGUGGUUAACACUGAAGAGAUAUUCAUAGUUUGUUUUAAGCCAUACAAUACGUCAGUAAAUACCCCAGUGGAAUCUUUUUUGAAACUUCUUUGUGUCUUAAACAGCCGGUUUCAGCAAAUCUCUAAACAUAAUCGCUACAAACAUUAGCCACCUUUAGCUUAGCGGUGGUGACGCGCAGCCUUGUGAAGCUAUGUUGUUUUUAUAGCCAAGCAUUAGCAUUUUACUUCUAGGAAUUUCAAAUAUGCUUAAAGAAAGAAGUGUUGUUAAUAUGUGGAGAUAAUCAUGCUGAAAAAAACGUAUUAUAAACGUGUGUUUGCCAAAUAUCUUAUUUUCUAUAAUAUUCCAAAAUCCAAUGGAAUAAUCCCAUUGCUUUUUGUGGAGCGAGCCCUUGCUUACUUCUCGGUGGGCCUAUAAAAAUACAUCACUACACCACUGUUCAGCUAGAUUAUCAAACAAGAGUAAAGUAGGCUAGCCAGAGAAUCAAACACAUACCUCUUACAGUGUAAAAAACACCUACCCCCACAGCUGCUCCCUGUUAGCUUGUGAUACAAUAGUUUCAGCUUUGUAUGAUAAACGCAGACACUGUCAAAUCCUUCAAAAGUCAAGAUGCACCACAAGCUGGGCUCCGUACCCUGAUUGUUUGGAUGCAUGUUGUGGCGCCGGCUGGUCCUGUGGCCCCUCUUCUGAUCACGCAGUCACAUGACCUCUCAGGACUCACUGUUCAGAUGACUCUCACCGACCAUCUCUGCGGUGGAGGACAUCAUGUGGGUCUUUGUCUUAGCUUCGGGUGCUGCUUCUCUUCUUCAAGUGACCUUUGUUUUAUGGAUGCUAUCAUUUCAUUUGCCUUCUCUUCACUGCAGCCACCAACAACAAAUACUGUAUUUCUAAUUGCAAAUGUCCAGGAAGAAGGAUAUCAACGACAUGAAUGCUAUCUGCUCACUGUGAGUUAUGAAUGAAACUACCCGGGACAGGUAGUUGCAACGGUGUUAACGUGUAACCCUGCAAUAAACUACCCUGAACAUUUCAAAA